UCAUGGGUUAUGCAGUUAUAUUUAUCUUCGUUUACACGCUGUGUCAGUGUCACGUUGUCACCAGUGCUGAACAUAAGGCGGUUGAAAGCACCAAGGUGUACCCGACUUUUCUAAGUAAUGGAACUAUUUUGUUCUGUUACAAAUGUGGACCGGGCUCGCACGUACUGGAGCACUGCAAGCAGCAUUUGACGAACUCAAAAUGUUUGGAUUGUGCGGAAGGAUAUUUUCAGCCAUCUUUCACUAUGGACAGACGCUGUCAGAAAUGUCGUCGCCCGUGUGAUGGUGACAGCCAACGGACGACGCGAAGAUGUAGCCAAACCGAAAAUACCGUGUGUGCGUGCAAACCCGGCUAUGGCCUGACACAAAGACAAGGAAGUGAAGAAAUUGAGUGUGUCGCGUGUCGGAGCGGAACCUUCUCCAAGAACCAGUGGUGCACCCCUUGUACUGUUUGCAGCCAGAUGAGAAGAGCGGAGUUGUCUCCCUGUAGUGCUACUCACGACACAGAGUGUGAGAAAGGGUACAUCAGUCCAGCCCCAGUGCAAUGUUCAUCGGCGACGAUCGUCGUUCUUGGUUUGCUUGUGUGGUUUUUCAACGUUUAGCUGACUGGUUAUAUGGAGACCACUGCUGUCUUGACUGUUACACAGCCUGUUCAGUGACUGCCUUACUAACAGAACUAACUACCACUGGAGCACUACUACCAAAUACUUUGGAUAACUUAACUUUGUCUGUUGAAACAGGAACAUACAACAGGCCUCCGAUUCCUUUAACAGAUCGUGUUUGUUUAUUUUGUACAGAUUGUGUUGGAGAUGAAUUGCACUUUUUAUUGUGUUGCCCAGUAUAUGAAGAUAUUAGAUGUGUUUUAACUGUACAUAUGCAUUCUUCACAUGAAAAUUAUGACACUUUCUGGACAUGAAAAACUAGUUUUAAUAUGAAUGAUGACGCGCAAUCUUCAGUUGCUCGUACCUUAUUUAAUAUGUUCCAAAGGCGCAAAAUCCUUCUUAAUUAAAUGCAUAUUUAUUUAUUUAUUUUACUUUUAAAUAAUAAUUAGUAUAAAAGCGUAUUUGUAAUCUUUUUGUUCAUCUUUUUAUUUUUUUUAUGUUUUACAUGUUUUAAAUCGUAUAACAUUUUGAAGUUCCUUUUUUUAAUUUUAAAUGUAUAUCUUUUCCAUUAUAGUAGAUGUAGUUACAAUACUAUAAGUAAUGGAUUACUAGCAGCAUUAAUAUGACAUAUACAUGUACAUAUACAUAUAUAUAUAUAUACAGUCAAACUUCGAUCACUCCACCUUCGAUCUCUCGAUCUGAAGCGACGGUCCCGGCCGAGUUGCUAUACAAACUAGUAAUAACGACCUUCGAAAACUCGAUAACCUCGAUCUCUUGAUCUAAUUCUUUGGUCCCGCCAUAAAGAUUUAAUACAGUAUGCACCUCUAAAACUCGACGCGUGUGGAUUGAUCAAACUGUCGUUGCUGGUAGUAUUUUAAAGACGAAUGUAUUGUCAAUCAUGUCAAUCAAGCGAAGCGCGCCUGUCUCGGAUAGUCUCGGCAGUCUCGGAUUAAGGUGAUAAUUACAGAAUAAUAGAUCGCCGACUAAGCGGAAUGAAAUGAUCCCGUGUUUGGUAGUCAGUGGAGAGCACCGGCCUCGAUGGAGCAGUGGUUAAGCCAUCGGACUACAGGCUGGUAGGUACAGGGUUCGCAGCCCGGUACCGGCUCCAACCCAGAGCGAGUUCUUAAGAGCUCAAUGGGUAGGUGCA
Gigantopelta aegis is the source of this 1746-nucleotide messenger RNA. Its product is annotated as tumor necrosis factor receptor superfamily member 4-like. The transcript has 5 exons. The coding region runs from base 3 to 599 and encodes 198 amino acids. Gene Ontology annotation, molecular function: protein binding. The record is from RefSeq and is a predicted model, not a curated record. Lineage: Eukaryota; Metazoa; Mollusca; Gastropoda; Neomphalida; Peltospiridae.